GGCUUCCAAGCCGCCGCUCUGCCCUGCACGCAUCUCCGAGAUGACGCAAGAUCAGAAUGCCUCAAGUGGCAGAUUUCUAGAUGCCUGAGAGGAUGUUGAAUGCACUAAGGUCGUUGUGCUCGGAUGACGUCUGGUAGAGGUCGCCGAGAAGGCUGGAAUAAAGGUGGACUUUUGUGUGAAAAGCAGAAGGGAGCUACCGACGCGGAUGCAUUCCAGAGAGUCAAACGUGAGAAGGGGGGUCUUGCGAUGAGCUCGGCUUGCACCUUUCUUGCCUCGCUUCAACUCUCGUGUUGGAGGGCGAUGAUGAAUCAGCUCUGACUGAUGUGACCGCACCGCUAGGGCGUACAGAUGAGUCGUGAGCCAGGCACAGGUAGCGCUGGCAGACCAGGCCGUACUGAUGCGCGGACAAGGCCAGUGGAAGGCGAAGAUCUGGUGAAUGAUGUGGAUGACUAUUUGUCCCUUGGGCGUCCAGUCAAUGAGUUCUUGUCCAAUGGCAAAUGUGGAUGGAUGUCUAUGUCAAGGCCUACGAAUUUGAAUCUGCGUUGAUCGAUAUCGU
This is a messenger RNA of Ceraceosorus bombacis, 556 nucleotides long. Lineage: Eukaryota; Fungi; Basidiomycota; Exobasidiomycetes; Ceraceosorales; Ceraceosoraceae. The record is from the annotation of a GenBank genome assembly.